CAGGAAGGGACCUGACCCUCCCUCAGGGUACUUGCCCGGCACCGGCCUCCCGGCUGCUCUCUUCUGUUUUAUCCCAUCAGCGUCUCGGCCUUCCUGGCGGCCUGACCGAGAAAAGGCAGCAAGAUGGAGCAAGCAUGUGAGGAUAUAGAUCAAAUGUUCAGCAAUUUAUUGGGAGAAAUGGAUUUGCUGACACAGAGUUUGGACGUCGAAAUUGGCCCACCUCCAUCUGCCAAAACACCUAAUGAAGAAUUUAAUUUUGCAGUUGGUUUUAAGGAUUUAAAUGAAUCCUUGAAUACACUGGAAGAUACCGAUUUGGAUGCUUUAAUGGCUGAUCUUGUAGCAGACAUCAGUGAAGUAGAAAAGAAGACCACUUUCCAAGAUCAGAGGGAUGCUUCUCACCGUCAGCCAUCUCCCACGACCCUGCCUCCACCAAGUGCCGCUUCCACUUAUGAUACUCAGUUAUAUGUCACUGUUGAGAAUGACUUGCCACCUCCUCCUGUAGACCUGGCCUUUCACCCUCCCCUGCCACCAUCACCCCUGCCGCCACCACCUACUAAAUCACUCACACAGGAAGAACAAGAAGCACAAGCAAAAGCAGACAAGAUUAAACUUGCAUUAGAAAAACUGAAGGAAGCCAAGGUUAAAAAGCUUGUUGUCAAGGUGCACAUGAAAGAUAACAGCACAAAGUCACUGAUGGUGGAUGAGCGGCAAACGGCACGCGACGUCUUGGAUAAUCUCUUUGAAAAAACCCACUGUGACUGCAGGGUGGACUGGUGCCUUUAUGAAAUAUACACAGAGCUACAAAUUGAAAGAUUUUUUGAAGAUCAUGAAAAUGUGAUUGAGAUCUUAUCAGACUGGACUCGGGACACUGAAAAUAAGGUUCUGUUUUUGGACAAAAAUGAAAAAUGUGCUGUGUUUAAAAACCCUCAGAAUUUCUACUUGGCAAACAAAGGGAAAAAUGAAAGCAAGGAAAUGAAUGAGAAAAGCAAAGAAGCUUUGCUGGAGGAAAGCUUCUGUGGCACAUCUGUCAUUGUGCCAGAGCUUGAAGGAGUUCUUUAUUUAAAAGAAGAUGGAAAGAAGUCCUGGAAGAGGCGUUAUUUUCUUCUCCGAGCUUCUGGAAUUUAUUAUGUACCCAAAGGAAAGACCAAGACGUCUCGGGAUUUGGCUUGCUUCAUACAGUUUGAGAAUGUAAAUGUAUAUUAUGGUGUUCAGUUUAAAGUGAAAUAUAAGGCACCCACAGAUUACUGCUUCGUCUUAAAGCAUCCUCAAAUACAGAAAGAAUCGCAGUAUAUCAAAUACUUGUGCUGUGAUGACAAGCAGACUCUGCAUCAGUGGGUAACUGGUAUAAGAAUUGCCAAGUAUGGCAAGACAUUGUAUGAUAACUACAAAUGCGCACUGCAGAAGGCUGGCUUAACAUCUCAGUGGGGAAAGCUGGGGAAAGCUGAACCCACAACUGCUGCCACAUCUUCUCCAAAAGGUAGGACUCAUGCAAACGGACAGAUCCCCCAAGCUACAACCCGCGCAACUUCAGAUUCUUCAGAGAGCAGGAAACCUACUGAAAUACCAAAGGCUAAUAAGUCAGACAGCAUCAGCAACCCGACCCCAGUGCCACUGCUUACUACGUCUCAACUGAAACACCAUCGCAAGCCUGGAGGGAUGCAGCCGCCCCCUCCUCCUCAAAGGCGGUGUUCUGCAAUUACAGCUUCCUCAUCGGUGCCCACAAGUACGCAGCGAGCGAGCACAGCUUUCGCCUCAGAUCCAGCAGAAUUUCCACCACCCCCUGAACUGAUACCUCCACCCCCUGAACUGGCAGACUUGCCGCCGCCACCUCCUGACUUCUAUGACGCUCCUCCAGAUUUUGUACCCCCACCACCCCCUUCCGUUACUAAUGGUAGUCCAGAACUACCCCCACCUCCCCCCUCAGUCUCUGCCCCCUCACUUCCCCCUGCAGUCCGAAAGAAGAUUGUUCUUCCCCCUCCUCCUAAAAGACAUGAAGGAAGCAGGGGCCAGGGAGGAGAGGCCAAAGAAAACGAGUCGCAUCCAACUGGGGAUGCAACUGGACAAGGAGAUUUCAUGUCUGACUUAAUGAGAGCUUUACAAAAGAAAAGGGGUGAGACAUCAUGAAGCAAAUGGGCUUAAAGACUGGGGCAUGGUUUUAGCUGAGGGAUCAUGGAGUGGGUGGUCUGGAGGAAGAAGACCAGAGCACGCCCUGGAGGUCCAAAGGAGUACAGACAGAGCAAAUCAUUCCAGCAUUUCUUGAAGCAAAUUGUUUCACUUCCCUGAAGACUUGUAGUGACCGUGGCUUCCCAUGCUCCUUGUUCAAUAUAGUACUGCGCAACUUGAAGCACAAACAAUGUCCUGAGAACAUGCAGGUUCCAGAAGAAUAGUCCUGGUAGGUGGUAGCAGCAGGAAGGCUGAAGAGAUGGAGCCUGAAGUCAUUUAUUGCUGGCAGAAGCUUCCUUCAUCACUUUCCCUUGGCCAAUUUCAGUAGAUUACACAGUUCCUUCUAGUCCAGCAUGAAGCCUUGCCUGGUUGGUGGAUGAGCAGAGCAAUCUACAAAAAUAAACGCUGCUGCUUGAAAGUUCCAGCUGUUAUUUCUAUUUGAAAUGAGAGAUCAGGUCUAGCACCGCACCUUGGCAUUCGCAGGCAGCUGUUGAAGGCCCACUGCCAUGUCUUGACAAGUCUCUUCAGUGGGUCUCCAGUGGAGUAGCAUCAAGGAGAGCCCCCCCCUUGAUGGACUAGUCCUAUCCCUGUUUGCCUCAUAUUGCCUCUUCCUCUCUUCACACCCCAUCCCACUCCCCACUUCUGGAGAGAGAAGGAAGCCUGUGGCAAGCAUCAGCUUCUCUUCUUUAAUGCCAAUCCCUUACUUACUAUUGAGUUAACCUACCAUGGUUGGGAAAGGGAAAAGAGUUCUUUGCUGUUGCUGCUGCCCGCUUGCCCAGGAAAGCAGGUGGGCACAUGUUAAGGAACAGCUGGCACCACUGAUAGAGCUGUGCAGCUGACCUUGCCUCCACUAGCAACUCAACUUGCUCUCAGCAAGAAGCAGGAAACUGCCCCAGCAGCCCACCACAGCCCUCUGAGAUGAUUCCCCGUUUCCUGCUGGGAGAGAGGCAUUGAGGACAUCUUUACCAGGGUUCCUCCCCCAACUGCCUAGCCUUCACAAUCUCUAAAUGCUCUGUUGAAUGGCUGAUAACAAAUAGAAGCAUAAGGGUUUUCUUUCUGUCUUUAGAACAUAAACAGCAUUUGGGGAUUUAAAAAUGGAAAAUAGUAUAUGUACUCUCUUGUCUAAAGUACACCACACAUGUUUUCCCAGUAGUUUUGAAGCUAGUGACUCUUAGCCAGGACAAGUGUUAUUUUCAAAGAUAAUGAUAAAUUGUCUGCACAUAUUAUUUACCUGGUUUAAUGCUAUACUAAGAGCGCAAUCUUAAGCAGAAUUGCACCCUUUAAAAACCCACCGAGUUUAUUAGGGCUGCCAUUGUAUGUCUACUAGAAGUAGGAAAACUGGUAAUUCCUCCCAUCCAUCUGCUAGGUUAGCAACUGUUUUUAAGCACCAUUUUAAAAGGUAUUUGUCUCAAAGACCCUCUAGUUACAUGAAUACUUUAUGCAAUUUCACCCCUUGCCAUCUUUUUUGUCCUUUAUGGUUCACUUUAAUUCUCCUCUGUUUGUUUUGACUGCAUUCAUUGCCAGCUCCUAAAUAAAAUCUUCUGUGUCUUCA
Molecule: messenger RNA, 3715 nt
Organism: Eublepharis macularius
Lineage: Eukaryota; Metazoa; Chordata; Lepidosauria; Squamata; Eublepharidae
Gene: APBB1IP
Product: amyloid beta precursor protein binding family B member 1 interacting protein
Exons: 14
Coding region: 124-2124 (666 amino acids)
Biological process (GO): signal transduction
Cellular component (GO): plasma membrane; cytosol
Source: RefSeq, a predicted model, not a curated record